Molecule: messenger RNA, 2332 nt
Organism: Corvus hawaiiensis (hawaiian crow)
Lineage: Eukaryota; Metazoa; Chordata; Aves; Passeriformes; Corvidae
Gene: TDRD5
Product: tudor domain containing 5
Exons: 10
Coding region: 1-1902 (633 amino acids)
Biological process (GO): spermatogenesis
Source: RefSeq, a predicted model, not a curated record
AUGAAGCGGACCUGUUUGGAAAUGAUUGGUGAGGAAUGCACGGAGGGACAGACCAACCAGCGAACAGGGAAGGCGCCAAUCAGCGCGAGGAUUGAAAAGGGCCCCAGUCCGGUGGCACCCGCGGCUUUAAAAAGCCACCUGCAGCCGCGUACAGAGGCGUCGAAGCAGGCGCGGCUUAUGGAGGUGCUGAAGAAGGAGGUGAGGGCGCUGCUGAUAGCUGCCAAAGCGGGCUUGACGCCGGAGCAGCUGGAGGAGCAGUACAUGGCCAUGGUCUGCAAACCUCUCCCUCUGCGCGAGCUGGGCUUCCAGUCCACCUUGGAGCUGGUGACACAAAUGCCUGACGUUGUCCGAGUCUGUUCUUCUUCUAAGACUGGCACCGUAAUCCUCAAAGCCAUUGUCGAUGACUCCACCAGAGGGAUUGCCAAGCUGGUUGCCAGCCAGAAAGUAAACACACAUAGUAAGGCAUCAAAGAAAACUGUUACGAAGGCGAAUGCUACUUCUCCCACUAAGAAUUCCAAGAGUCCACAGGGUUUCCAAGCUCUGAGUGCCAGGACCCCUGUCCUGCCAGCAACGGUGAAGGCUGAGCUGCAGGACCUGCUGAGUUCCUCACCACUUCUGCUCAGGGAUUUCCACAGGGCCUUCCUCAGGCGCUUUGGCCGGGCGUUCCAGUACAGGCAGUACGGAUUUUCGUCCAUCUUUGAGGUCCUCAGAAGCGUGUCUGAUUCCAUUGCCAUUGAGCAGACAAAGGCGGGUUCCUUGCUACUCCUGAGGAAGUACUUGGCAAGCAACAUCGAACAGGAAGAGGUGCCUCAAGAUGAGGCUGAGGAAAAAGAGAUGCUGCAAGAUAAGGCACAGGAAGAAGAGAUGGUGCAAGGUGAGGCUGAGGAAGAAGAGAUGCCUCAAGAUAAAGCACAGGAAGAAGAGAUGCUGCAAGCAGCAUCUGCAGCUGAGAUGCCUCCUGUGGAACCCACCUGUGAGACGGAGAGCUCCUACCAGGCAGCACUUCCGAUGGAUUCGCAGCCAGUGCAAUCAAAAGCAGCCAUUUUGAGUGCUUACCUCAAAAAACUUCAACGUUUUAAGCAGUUACCACCAACUCCAGCAAUCCCUCCAGAUGCUGUUCAGGACAAAAGCCUUUGUGGUUUGCCACCUCUGAAGAGAAGGUCCUUGGUGGGAGUCGCUGUGGACUUUGUCGUCUCUCCUAGCCAGUUCUACAUCCACAUCUGCCGCGCAGAACCAUCCUAUGAACUGCAGGAUAUGAUGAUUGAGAUGAGACACGUUUACUCAUAUAAAGUUGCUUCUGAUAAAUACAUCAUGCCUGAGUCUGCAGUGCGGCCUGGGCAGCUCUGCUGCGUCAUGAUCUCCCAGUGGUGGUACCGUGUGGUCAUCCACCGUGUGAUCAAUGACCAGGAAGUAGAGGUGUUCUGCGCAGACUAUGGACAGCUCCAAAUUGUCCAGAAGUCUCAGCUGAGAUUCCUCAAGUGGUGCUACUCGAAGCUCCCUGCUCAGGCCAUCCCGUGUUCCUUGGCAUGGGUAAAACCCGUGGAGGGUACAUGGUCCAGUGCUGCAAUUCUCCUGUUCAAGGAUCUCUGUCGCUUCAAGGAACUUGUGGGCAUCGUGGAUGAAUAUGUGAAUGGUAUUCUGUACCUCUUCCUGUGUGACACAUCCACCAAGGACGAUGUCUACUUCCACUCCGUCUUGAGCGAUAUGGGAUAUGCUGAUGUCUGUGGAGAGAACAUUCCUUCCCAGGAAUUUGAGGAACUGAAUCCUUUAGCCUUGUAUAUUCAGCCCAGUGGAAAGCAGGGGAAUGCUGAAGUGGUGGAGCCAGACCUUCGCUUCCAGCAGGAAUCUCGAGAUGCAGACAGUGAAACAGCAACCUCGAAGCUGGAUGGGGCCAACCUGUGACCAGAUGAAGAAAAUACGAAGACCAAGACCUUCUUGGGAGUCUCAUGGUUGGCCUCUGUGGUGCUCUGGGCUGUGUGACCAAGGGCCACCUCAGGAGCCAUGUGUCCUCCUGCGCUGCUCUUUUGGCCACUUCCCAUGCCUACUUCCAGUGGCUCCGCAGCCUGAGAAGGAAGGUGGGAUAAGAGGGGAGAAGCUGGAGCUGCUGCCAAGGAAGGCUGUCUGGAGCAGCACAAACUCUGUUUGACCAUGCUGUUAGGGUUUUUUUUGUUCAGAAAUGUUUAAUCCCUUGAAAAAUCCUGGAGUGUGACGUCUCAGGUGUGCCCAGCAUGUGUGAUAAAUGUUAGUUUUCCUUUCAGGAAAAUAGUUCGGUUUUGUUGUACCAGUUGUGUUACUGAGUUACUUCUCUUCAAUAAAAUGGUUCAGGAGAACA